AUGAUUGCAGCAGCGGAAUCAAUCCUUUGUCAAACAGAGGCAACGGAGGAGACUAAGAACCUCAUCCGACACCAAGUGUCGUCUCUCCUAAUGGCCCACAGGCCGCGGGAAGUGCUUUCCAAGGUCGAACGUGAUGCGCUUAGAGAACUCAAGGCCGACAAAGACCUGGUCAUCGUGCCAGCGGACAAAGGACACGCCAAAGUUGUACUGGACAGGACAGACUACCUUCAAAAAGCCAAAGGUUUACUGGAGGACCAACAGUUCUAUGUCUCAUGUGCAAAGAAUCCUUUAAAAACGCUGACACGCGAAAUUAACGCUACGUUGUUGGCCUUGGAGAAGUCAGGUGCAAUAACACCGACCGACAGACGCAUGGCGAGACCCCAAGAUACGGCUUCGGCCCAAAGGGACUCCAACGUACGGACUGGCUAAGUGGCUGUUCCGGCGUCUCAAUUUCCUGACCGCUGAGUCAGACACCACGGUCUCUUCGUCAGCACAAUUCCUGGAGAAACUCAAAGGGGUAAGCAUCCAUCCAAAUGAGGUCAUGGUAUCUUUUGAUGUUACAUCCUUUUUUACUUCUGUUCCCCAGGACCUGGCGACUGAAACAAUCGAGCUGCUUCUACAAAGCAAAUACGAUGAAACGGAGAAUCGUCUUGGACACGUCCAAAUCCUUCAGCUCCUGAAGCUCUGUCUCAGUACGUACUUCACGUUCAACGGGACAAUCUACGAGCGGGUGAAGGGCACACCAAUGGGUUCGCCGAUUUCGGGAUUCAUCGCCGAGGCGGUCCUGCAACGGUUAGAGUUGCUGUUCUUCCAACGCCACAAACAGAAGUUCUGGGCCCGGUAUGUGGAUGAUUCAUUCGUCUUGAUCGAAAGGGAUCAGUUGCUGACAUUCCAAGAACAUCUCCACGCUGUCCUCCCGGACAUUCAAUUCACGAUGGAGGAGGAAGACCACCCAAUCAGCCACAAACGCAUUUGUGUAAGGAUGCUCUAUCGACGUGUCGAAACGCACUGCAGUGAGCCGCAAGACAAGAUUGCUGAACUGCAAUACCUCCGACGGGUCUUCAAAGCCAAUGGCUACCCGCGCAAUUUCGUCAACGGGUGAGUACGCAAAAGGGACGAAAGGCCUAACCGCACGGACACCAAAUCUUGGCGGGCACUUCCGUAUGUCAAGAACGUUUCGGAAGCUGUCAGCCGCCUUCUCGCACCACUUGGGGUUGGAGUGGCACACAGACCAGUGGCAACUAUCAGGCGUUAGGUAACGAAACCGAAAGACCCAGCACCACGGCAAGAAACGACGGGAGUCCCUUAUCGGAUCUGGUGCAGUUGCAGACAAAGCAACUACGUCGGAGAAAUCGGAAGACAGCUCCGAACGCGAAUUGCCGAACACGCUGUAACGGUACGGAGAAAUGACGCCAGCUCUCAAGUUGCGGCUCAUUCGACGAGACCCGCCCACACAUUCAAAUUCGACGAGGCCGAAAUUCUCGCAAGAGGUGACAACUGCGUGAGCCGGGAGCUACUUGAAUCAUGGUUCACUGGCCUCCAGUCCAUUAACAAGUGCAAUGAACUUCCCCUUCCAUAUUGGGUACUGAGACUUCGCCUGGACGGAGUAAUAAGACACGCUGGGAGCGCACAAGUGAGCACUUUUUCCAACGCCAGGGUCAGUGGAUCAGAUGGUCGAGCAAUCAUCACACCAGCAUCCAACGCACGUGAGGAAAUUGCAGCAAUUAACGACGCGAAUGUCGGCCAUCAAGCAAUUAAAACACCAGGUGCAACGAUCCCGGAUGAAGCGGGAGCAGUGAAUGUUCACAGGAAUGUGGUAGCAUGGUGACUGCAUCCUAUAAAUACUGCAGCCUCUGGUGCAUGAAUCACCCGUAUCUGCUGUCAUCUCUGAUGAUGGGUUCGAUCAGGAACCCGAAACGUCAGGCUCAUAAAGCUCUUAUCCCAGCGAUCGUGUCUCCUUCUUCAACUUUAGGUUACUCUGUUGAUCACCCAACAUUAUGAUGUUUUUCGUUGAACGAAUUGCAGUAUGAAGUUUUUCCCAGAAUUUAAAAACCUACCUUAGGUUAAGGUGCGCGAAGAAGUCUUUUCUCGAUUCACACGACCGAGCGCCUGUCGAAAUUACUAAUGGCCGUAACCUCGAGAAGACAGAGCUUAUUUACGAUGCAAAUGGAUUUUACUGAGCUGGGUUUACGCAGCACUGACCCAGAUAUUUUUCUGCAGAACCAGCUCGUUUUAAUGACAGGAUGGGAGAGUCUUGUCCUGACAUUCACACGGAAGGUUAAUCAAGUAGUCGUCGAAAAUAGUUUCAAAAGAUACCCUAACAGGUGUAUCUCUGAGGGUGGGUUCGAACAGGAACCGGAAACGUCGUUCUCAUAAAGCUCUUAUCCCAGCGAUUGUGUCUCCUUCUUCUUCACGUCUCUCGUAUGUCAUAAACAGGCAGAUGGGUUUGCAGACCAUGAACGGGCUUCGUGAAUUAGGCUUGCUGAAACCUGAUUUCUAAUCUUGAAGUUGGCAACAUUUACAUUACGGUUUUAUGACGGCGCGACAGAUAAAAGUGCGUUAGUGAAGACAGCUUAUGAAAAAUUCACCGAAUUUUCCUGUUUAGUAUACUAUACUAGUAUAAUGCUGAGAUAGGUCUAAGGGAUGCAAAAUCGGACGAAGUUGAACAAACAUCCUCUGUCUCGUCUCACCUGUGUAACCUCCGUUUUCUCAUGACAUGUCUUUUAAAACAUUCUGCUUCCUAUACUAAGAACUCACAGAGCUCUGCUAUAAGGACUAGGUUGCAAAUGACCUAGAUUCCUCAGUAAGUGUGGUAACAUUACCUUGAUAAGCCUCUCUGAAUCAGAAUACAACAAUAGCAAGAAUAAUCAUGGAGCCCUCGGUUAGAUCGGCAUCGCCAUAAAAAUGUUUGCUUAAGUCUGCUACUAACACUCCGAAAGACAGAAUAGACCAUGAUAUAAAACCAUUCCAGCGAUAUCUCAAAUCCCUCUUAAAAUGAAAUGAGAACAUCGCCGUCCUAAAGAACUUCAGGCUGUGCCAAAUAAAAGAACUCGGAGGAAGCGUCGAUUUAACCGUGACCACAAUGCGGAGUGAGGAUAAAGCGCAGCUUCUGCCAAGCACGAAACCAGCAUUCCAAAUCGUCUCCCAAACAGUUUUUCAGCAAGAUGUAUCGCCCCCAGAACGGAGAAUUGGAAAGAACUCAAGGCCGAACCCCUCUGGAGAUCCGGCCUGGACGAUGUCAAUCCCAAAAUACUUACGAAGAAGUUAUUCAUGUACGGAGGUUAUUUCUCUGGAGAAAGCCCACAACCCUCACAACUUAGGCGCGAUGAACAUCAUUUCGCCUCAGUCUGCACCAGCAGGGUUUUGCAUCAAAUCCGACGGAAUUGGUAGACGCUUAUGUCGCAGAGCUACUCAGGUCAAGGCGACUUCUGCCCAGAAUAUCAUCAUCAUUUCGGACACAGACCAGCUCAUGCAGUCGGUUUUAGAAAGACGUCCGGGUGUUGUUGCCUUAACAGAAACAUUGCUCCAAGCCGAAAUAAUGGAUGUCAAGAUUUCGAUGGAAGGAUGUCAAUCCUCUGGCCGAGACUGUCGGAAUAGACUGGGUGGUUGGAUAGUCGUAAACGUGAUGUCAGAACUUUUGACAGAUGAACGCACACACCCUCUUCACCUUGUAUAUGAAUCCAUUCGCAUAAACAUAAGUCAGUUUAUGAAGGGAAUGAGGAUUUCGCCCUUGAGCUCCCUAUUCAUAUCGAUAGACAGAAAUAAAGUCAUCAUUUACAUCAGCAAAUGCGAAAAGUUAAGAAGUUAGCGGUAAGUGUGAGCUAGGCGCAAACUGCCGCCGCUAAAACAAUCAUUAUUGUAUGUACAGUAGGUUCUCAACAAAUGAGCGUCUAGUCUGCGCUUAAAGGAUUCGACACUAUCGGAAAGAACGCCGGCAUCAGGGAGUCCAUUCCAUGCCCCGAUGACCCUGUGAGAGAAGGCGUUCCGUCGGACGUUCGAAUGAGCCCGCUUCCUUUGCAGUUUGAACGGAUGACCACGCAGACGGUCAGUCCGGGCCAAUUCAAAGAGUAAGUCACAAAACCCGGGAUUCUUGAUUGUUUACAGAUAACCAAACCAGCCGAAUGCCGCAGACGAGUUAGUCCUGGAAGUGACUGGACAGUAAGAUAUUCUUAUUGCUGGGGUUUUUAACGUAGCCGCAAUAGGUUGGGAAAUGUUGGUCAAUGACAGCGCGUUUAGCUGAAAGCUGAUGGACCUCACAUUCGACCUUCCCCUUGCACAGAAUGUAAAGUUCUCGCGAGGUUUGGAUAGAUCCAAAGGCCAGUUGUCUGGGUCUGGUGCUCACGAAAAUUUUCUCUAGCAUUGAUGAAGCGUAUUUCAAUGCACCUCUCGAGAAGAGUGGCCACACCACUCUCUCGUGGGAUUAACCAUUAAAUUUUCAGAACCAGCAGAUGGUGAAAGGCCAGCGAAGUGUAAGGAAAAGAAAAUUCAGAAUUAUGGAGAAUAGGUUUGCGUCCGAGAACUGGAACUUUUUGCCCAAGAGUGAUCCACAGGAAAACUGCAGAUUAUUUAAAAAGACCCCACUGAAUAUGAUUCAGGGCCUUUGUCCGCUUAAUUUAUCAAAACGACCAAUAUUUCUGCCUGGUUAACUCCAUUCUAGCAUAGAGUUAAGGAAUAAAAGUAGAAAAUGGAAGAAAUUCAGGAAAACUGGCUCACAUUGACAUUUCAAAAAAUUUCGUCGUCAGCGAAUUGCUGUUAAAAUUCUGAUCUGCCUGGUACAAGAGGAAUAUGAAUACAUUAUAAUUUAAUCACUCGAAGAUAGGCCGGAGUUUUUAUUCUAUUAUGCCAAAAGUCGGCUUAACAGCAAAGACCCAAUCGGAGUACUUACGGGUGAUAAUGAUGUAGAAUUCGUUGAAAAUUUUGAGGAAGCUGAAAGCUUGGGCCAUUCCUUUGUUUCUGUAUUCACCAGGGAGAUAAACUUUCGGUUUCACAAACGCCAGACUACUGUUGCAAACGCCGAGCGAGUGAUUGAAUCUAUUUUCUUCCCAGCAACUAUCGUAAGAAAUUUUCAGUCUUAAAAAAAUUUCAGUCAUGGGGUCUGGAAUAUGUCCCAGUCAAGUUCACGGGGAACUUGGAAAACGAUUUAUUCAAGCCACUGAUACAUAACUUUUACUCGUUAUUUUAAUUAGGAAGACUGCCAUCCCAAUGGAAUGUAGCAAGUAUCUAGGCGAUACACAAGGAUAGGGCUCGAAUCAUCGUGAAUAAUUAUCGUCCCGCUCGUCCAACAUCUCACAUGUUGAUAGAGGGGCGAUAACUGAUCGUUCUCUCGGAACUCACUUGUACCGUUUUGCCUUGCGGGUUCUCUCUCGAGCCCAACCAGUAGUCAAACAGCGGCGCACGACAUAGGCAGCAUGGUAACGGAAGAAGGUAACACGAUCGCCGGGACAAGAGCUUUAUUAGCCUGACGUUUCGGAUUCCUACUCGAAUCCAUCAUCAAAGACAAAAGAGCAGAAACGCGUGGUUGUUGCACAAGGGGCUGCUGUAUUUAUAGGAUGCCGUAGCCAUGCUACCGCAUACCUAUGAACGUUCACGGCUCCCCCCCCCCACUUCAUCCGGGAUUGUCGCACUUGGUGUGAUCAUUGCUUGAUGGCCGACAUUCGAGUCGAUAAUUGCUGCAAUUUCAUCACGUGCGUUGGAUGUUGGCGUGAUGAUUGCUCGACCAUCUGACGCAUCGACCCCGGUGUUGGGAAGAGUGUUCACCUCUGCGCUCCCCGCAUGGCCUGUUACCCCGCCUAGGCGAAGUUUCAGUACGGAGUAUGGAAUGGGAAGAUCGUUGCACUUGUUGAUGGACUGGGGGCCAGUAAACCAUGAUUCCAGUAGCUCUCGGCUCACUCGGUUGUCACCUCUUGCGAGAAUUUCGGCCUCAUCGAAUUUAAAUGUGUGACCAGAUCUCGUCGAAUGAGCUGCAACUUGAGAGCUGGUGUCAUUUCUGCGCACUGCUGCCGCGUGUUCGGCCAUUCUCGUUCGGAUCUGUCUUCCGGUUUCUCCGACGUAGUUGCUUUGUCCGCAACUGCACGAGAUCCGAUAAACGACUCCAAACGUUUCUAGCCGUGGCAGUGGGUCUUUCGGUUUCAUGUUUAGACGCCUGAUGGUUGCCUCCGGUCUGUGUGCCACUCCAACCCCAAGUGGUGCGAGAAGGCGGCUGACAGCUUCCGAAACGUUCUUGACAUACGGAAGUGCCCGCCAAGACUUCGUGUCCGUGCGGUUAGGCCUUUCGUCCCUUUUGCGUAUGCACCCGUCGACGAAGUUGCGCGGGUAGCCAUUGGCUUUGAAGACCCGUCGGAGGUAUUGUAGUUCAGCAAUUUACUUUCCGGCUCACUGCAGUGCGUUUCGACAUGCCGAUAGAGCGUCCUUACACAACUGCGUUUGUGGCUGAUUGGGUGGUUACUGUUGAAGUUCAGUACUUGCAUCGUAUUUGUUGCGUUCCUGAACACUUUGGUCUUUAGUCCACCACAAUCCUUGCGGCAUACGAGGACAUCCAGGAAGGCCAGCUGGUUGUUCUCUUCCUCCUCCAUCGUAAAUUGAAUGUCCGGGAAGACGGCUAUGGCAUGACCUCAUUCAUACCUUGCAGCUUGUUGGGGGUCGCGAGUAUGUUCUAUGACUUCUUCUAAGUUGCUGGCACGUACCAUCUGCGUAAUAACACGUUUUAACUGUAGAGGAAAUGGUUCUCUUACGACUGCCCAAUGAAGUAGUUGGAACCUGGAACUGACUUCUUGCUUUGGCGGUACUUUCAGACACUGUUGAGACGUCUAAAUACGGACUUGGCACUCAUGUCCUGAGAACCUACUUGAGAUGAUUUAGUAGACUGGGUAAAUCACGAGCUGUAAGUCGAAAGUCUGAAGUGUGUUUUUGACUCAAAAAAAUUACAUAAAUAGGACUGCGAUAUUAGCCAUCAUGUAGCAUAAGCCCAUAAUAACUCAGCCACUUCAGGAUGUCGGCUUUUGAACGAAAUUCUUUGCAGCUGCCAUUAAAAAGUAAAUUCCGUAAAAAUGACUGUUUAAUUACUAUGGAUUUUUCUCAUUGAUUUUCGAUGAUGUUAUGGAUUUAGAUAUAUUUCAUAAAACCUAUGCAUAAACAAAUUUGCUCUCUGAUUCACUUGGUAGAAAAUUACGUCUUUUUUAAAUUCUUUUUAUUUUAAAGAACCGUAUAAUUCAGUUUUUAAACUGCUUCUAUUUAUAAGGUUUUUUCAAACCGUGAAAUGCUCGUACAUAAAGCAUCGUGCUUCCGCAAUUAUUAAUGCUGCUUGCGAAGUUUACAAUAUGCUUGAAACCUACUGCUGAAUUUUAUAAACCCCACAUAGUUUCCCCCUAGAUAGUGCAGAAAUAUAUAAUUUUCCCUCAACGCAAAACAUGCAGUUUGUAGUUAGUAUGCCCUAAAUGUGAGUGUUAAGGCAGGUCGGGCUCAAAAUUAUUUGGGAAUCGGAAAAGUUUUUAAAAACUGAAAUAUACGCUUACUUAAAACUUACAGUUGGAGGAUGAUGUAGUCUCCUGCCAAAAGAGUAAAAGAGUAAAUAUUUUUAUGCACAAUUUCUAGAAAAUAUGUUUCAAUUUAAAACGGCACUGAAAAUAGAUAAUGAGAGUUUAGACCAUUUGGGUAGUCAUUUUUUACAGAAUGUAGUCUUUGUAUGCGGCUAAGAGGAAGUUCGUUCAAAUAACGGCAUCCUGUCGUAAUUGAAUUAUUAUGCGAUUGCGCUGUGAGUGAUUAGUAUUACAACACUACUAAGCAAUCUUUUCGAGUUGAAAACGCAAUUCUGAAUUACGAUUAACAUUUUAUGAAUUAACAUACCCACUGUAUACUUUUGUCAGUAAUAGCACUAUGUGCUCGGCUCACAUGUGUUGGGGAAUUUGCAGAAUCUAAAAUUACUGCUAUAAAAAUUAACGUUAUUGCCCCUUGAGAAAGCUCAAAAGCCAGUGACGUAUUAACAAAGCGAAGUAGCUUAAAGUGACUGCCUUUUCACAGUCUACUCCUUUCUCUACCUAUUGAUAAUCCAUCUGUGGUCGUUACAUAUACUGAUCCUACUAAAGCCUCUGGUAAAGUGCCACACAGACACUCUUACUAAAACUUGGGGUUUUAGGAAUUACAAUCCCCCUUAUUGAAUUACAGUGAGCGACCGAUCUCAUGAAAUAUUGGCUGAAAAUUUCAUAAUGCGAUUUCGAUAAGGAAGGAUUACUUAGGUACGGCUGUACUACUAAUUACCUUGCGGCAUACUCCUAUAAUAUUUAUCAUUCGGCAGGAUGAGAGCUUUGGAAUACGAUGCUUUUCAAACGACACUGGAAACCGUACUUGGUGAAAAAGACUACUUAGGUACCAUGCAUUUUACCCACUGAUUUUGGAUGGUCCUGAAAAUGCAAAUAUAUUUUUUAGAAACCAAAAAUUAUGCCUUCUUUCAUUCGUGUGAUAGAGAAUCACGUCAUCUUUAUAUUUUAUACGCGAAGAAGGAGUAUAAUUUGGUUUUAAAGAAGUUUUUGAUUAUGUAAUUUUUUAAGACAGCUCACUGUCCACUCAUAUAUCAUCGCACCUGUCCGUUUACCACUUCUUCUAAUGAAAUAACUUAAUUGACUCCAUAUGCAUCUUUUAGACUGAAAUCAAUUAGCGAUAAUGCAAGGACUGAUCAGGUUCCACAUUAUUCGGCAAUCAGAAAACUUUCUCAAAUCCGAAUUAUACUCCUUCUUCGAGUAUACAAUAUAAAGAUGACGCGGUUCUCUUUCACACGAAUAAAAGAAGGCAUAUUUUUGUGCUUUCUAAAAAAUAUAUUUAAAUUUGCAAGACUACCUAAAAUCAAUGCGUAAAAUGCAUGCUACUCAAGUAGUCUUUUUCACCAAGUACGGUUUCCACGGCAAUUUGAAAAGCAGUGUAUUCCAAAACUUUCAUCCUGCCGAAUCAUAAAUAUUAUAGGAGAAUGCCGCAAGAUAAUUAGUAUUACAGCCUUUCCUAAGUUAUCCUUCCUAAUCGAAAACGCAUUACGAAAUUUCAGCCAAUAUUCCAUGAGAUCAGUCACACACUGUAAAUGGGUCAUACCUAUCGGAAUGGAAAUAGCAAUUCACCAAAGUAUUAAUAAGAACGAAUGACGGAUUCCUCUAAGAUGCCGUGUUAGGUCUACUUAUGUUUAGUUUUGCAUUAAUUAUAUUCCAUCCGCAGACAAACAUGCUCAGUUUUUUACAUAAUGUGAUGAUUUCAAAAGCCGCCUGCCCCUUCAGCCUGGAGUCCAACGUAGUUAGCGGAAUGGGCCCAAUCAAAAUGCCUCCAUACGUGUAUCGGACCUUAAAGGCUGCCUUAGUUAGGGAUUUUUUACGUGACUCCCGUAAGUGAAUGUCCCACCAUUAAGCACUUUGGUUAAAGCUACGAUAGCAAAACGGCGAAAAAUACCGAAAUUUGCGGCUUUAUUUCUUACAACUUUUUCGUCUUUAAAUUAACCUCAAACUUCGUUGUAUCCUUAUCCUUCCAUUCUCAAAUAUUGCCGUCCAUAGUGUGGUUUUACGAGCGAAUUUUGUCCCUCAAAAAUAAAAAAAUGUCUAAAGAUAUUUAUCAAAAAACUGUUACAGUACACACAUCAAAAUGUUCCUCAAAUAAACAAAUUCUGAUUGUCUAACCCACUUUUUGUAUGAGAUCAGAGAUUAGAUGUUGUUUUCUGUAACUUUUUACGUUAAUAUUAGUACACAUUUUCCUCUGAUUUCAGCUGUCACACAUAUUAACCGUCUAUAUGACAUUCGUAAUUCCUCCUCGAUUAUCUCCCCCCCGCAAUCUCUAUUCUUCGCUCACAGUCGUACCUCCACUUGACAUAACCUUCCAAGUUUCACUGGAUUAUAAAAUAAUUUUUCUCCUUUUAAGGGACCAGUGCGCCAUUAUAGAAAUACUGACUCGACCAACUUUUCAUAUCUUUCGUCCUUCCUUAGCAAUCAUCCCCAUGGCUUAGAUAAAGGGUCAUCGGAACCUCAGGUAAUCUUCUCCAUUCUUAUUUGUCCGCCUACAUUUUCGCCUCUGUGAGUGGCUUUGUCCCUUGUGAUUUGUUUUCGUAAGUUUUGAUUUUCUCGGACUAGGUGUCAAGGCCUUUACCGGGCUCGAUGUUUUCCCCAAUCAAUCUCUAGGACACACGGUCAGGGUUCUUGUGGCGCACACAUUCUAAAUCCCCUUAGUUUCAGCCGCCGUUCAGCCUGAUCAGUAUCUCGUUCCGGACACUGUGAUGCCGUCCUCCCACCCCACAGUCGGUCCCCUCUUAGGUCUGCCACAACCUACCAUCCCUGCACACUGUAAUGACGCUUUGCAAUUUCUUGCUCACCUGUCUGUAGCAUAGCACCCCAUCCCCCAGAUAAACCUCCAUUACGCCUCCAUUUCCAUUACCGAAGCAGUUUUUCUUCUGAAGGUUUCACUUGAAAUUAUGGGUUCUAUGAACUCCGCUCGCGCUUUGAAUUCAAGAGUAAUUUUCACCCUUUUACCUAAAACAUCCAAAUGAGAUGUUGUGGAUAUUUCUGCCAAAAGUAUCGUGUGCGAAAAGACAAUCGCCGACUGCCGCCAGAAUACUUUCCAUUGUACAAUUUGCUUCUCAUGCAGAACUUAGAUUCGACAUUAUUCUUCAUAUUUGGUCGCUUAAAUCAGUGUUAAUUGUACCUUGAUAUUGCAUUAUUAUUUUCAAUUACAAACUUCUGUCUUUUCAUUCCGAAGUUAUUUGAGUUUUCAGGGUGUGUGGGGUGCUGUAGGCGCGGAUUUUAAAUGUGCCGUCAUACCAGGUUAAUCGAUGCUAUUGGAUGAAAAAUAUACAAGAGUACUCUGGCGAGUAUAUUUUACCGCACAUACCCUGCCCACAGUUAGCAUAGAAGAUGAUUUAGCCUAGGCGACACCAGCUAAGCCUGGUUGCGCCGGCACGACCAUGAUGUCAGAAGCUAACUUUUAUAAUUAUAAUAAUAGUGUAUUUUAGGGUAAUAGGCAACGCCCUUGAUGUCCUUAUUGAAAACGAUAAUACAAUAUAAAUGUUUAAUGUACACCUUACUCAAACUUUGUCAGUAACAUAUUUGUUUACGGAAAACGUUUCUAUUGUGCGGGACUGCGAAGGGUGCGGCAGGCGGUCUUCUCAGUGUACGUAUGAGAUUUUAAGUGCAGUUAUAUACAAUUAGCAUAAACUGCAGUCAUUUGCAUAUUUUGAGAGGGGAAAUUUCAUUAAAAGUCAGGGAUGUGUUAAGUAGGAAUGAAAUCAAGAAAUGAAAUUUAUUGCUGGCCGCAGAUAGUCCUGUUGUGAGAGUCGUCGUUUAUCAAAGAUCAAACGAUGGAGCUGGCUUUUGAAUACAGCCAUUGUAUCAGAUGUCACUAUUUCACUUGGGAGUGAGUUGCAUGGUCGAACAACACGCUGGCUGAAGGAAAACUCCCGAUUGUCUAGGCGUGUACGCUCCCGCUUCACUUUGUACGGGUGACCGCGCAGGUGACUCGUGGUCGUGAAUUCAAAGAAGUCGUCAGUUCUGAGCGAACAUUCGUGCCCGUGGAUAAUGCGGAAUGUCCAAAACAGGUCACACCUCAUUCGUGAAUAGGAAAGGGGGAACGAAUUUAACUGGAUCAGUCUUUCUGUGAAGGACAGAUUCCUGAGACCGUCCACCAGUUUUGUGGCCCGUCGUUACACCUGCUCUAUGGCAUCACUGUCUUUCUUCAUCCAGGGAAUCCAUGAUGGCAUUCCGUAUUCCAAGUGCGGUCUGACGAACGUGCCGAAUAUCUGUGAUAAGAGUUCUGGAGGAAAAAUUUUGAUGGCACGUCUAAUCCAGUGCAUGAUGCUGGUUGCCAUUUGGACGAAUCUUUUGCAGUGCUGAGAGGGCAGCAAGUUUGAGCAUGUACAGACACCUAGGUCUUUGUGCGUGUCCACUUCUUUUAUUUGAACCCCAUUUAUGGUAUACUGAUGUUUUGGGAAGCGCCUCCGUCCAGAUUCUAGUCGUAAGAGUACACACUUGGAUACGUUAAACGUUAGAAGCCACUUGCUGGACCGCACAGCCAGCUUAUUAACAUCUUCCUGUAGCUUCUGCGCGUAUUCAACGCAGCUGAUUAUUUUCCAGAUCUUUAUAUCAUUUGCAAACAUGACGCCAUCGCAUUCAAGAUCUGCAGGACAGUCAUUUAUAUAGAUGAGGAAGAGGAGAGGACCCAGGACUGAUCCCUGCGGAACGCCGCUUUUUACUAGCACCCAUUCGGAUGCAGUGGUACAAACGAUCACUUUUUGGAGUCUGCAUGACAGGAAACUUUUAAUCCAAUUAAAAGUGUUUCCCUGUAUUUCACACUCCCAAAUCUUCUGUAGGAGUCGUCCAUGAGGAACAUUAUCAAACGCCUUCUUAAAGUCAAAGAGGAUGACGUCCACUGGACGGCCCUGGUCUAUGGCUCUUGUCCACUUUUCUUGAGAGUAAAGACUGCUUGUUAGGCAGGAGUGACCACGACGAAAUCCGUGCUGAGCAGCAAAUAACAGGUCCCUCUGCUCCACAUACGACAUUAAAUGCCCUUUAAUAAGUCGUUCCAUUACCUUGCAUUGAAUGCAGGUUAAACUAAUAGGACGGUAAUUUUCGGGUUCCAGCCUGGAUCCUCCUUUAUAAAUCGGAGAAAUAUGGGCCGUUUUCCAUUCCUCCGGCAGUUCGCCUUCGUCCAUGGACUUCCGAAAUAUCUUGGACACCGGCUUACAGAGUACAUCAGCCAAUUUGCGGAGGAUAAGUGGAUGAAUUCCAUCUGGACCAGGUGAUUUGGCAGGUUUCAGCCGGCGCAGUUCGGUCCUUAUCAACGUGGGUGAGAAGAAAGGAUUGUCUUCCAAUGCAGGACAGGAAGGAUUUUGUCGUUGGUCUACGUAAGGCAUGGCAGGAGGGUCUGUGUCAUGAGUGAAUACCGAAUGAAAUAAAUUGGAGAAGGCUGAUGCUUUCAGGUGGUCAUCUGUCUCAAUUACUCCGUUUUGGGAUCUUAGCGCUGGAAUCGGUUCACGAUUGCUCUGUCAAUUACGUAUGUAACUAUAGAUGAUUUUAGGAUGCUCCAAGGAAUUUUGUAAUAUGCACAGCUCAUAGUUGCUUCGAAGUCUAUGAGCCUCGCGUUUACACACAUUCCGCUGUCACUUGUAUUCCUUCAGAUGUUCAGGACUGUCUGUUUGUCGAUAACGUCUCCACACUUUAUUUCUCCUCUUAAACGCGGUUUGAAGUUUCCGGUUUAUCCACGGCGGACGGUUGCUUGUUUUGUUUCGUCUGAGUGCACAGUUUAGAUUAACGAUUCUUUUGACUAGUGAGCUGAACAUACUCCAGUAGUCAUUAACUGUUUCCUGCAGUGUGGUUGUCCACGGUAUUGCUGAGACUUGCGUUUGCACGCUAGAAAAAUCCCCUUUCCAAAUAUUUGUUUGUAAUUGUUCAGGCGAAUUAGGCUGGGAGAACAUGGAAUACUCGAAGAGCAUCACAAUAUGAUCACUAGCACCAAUUGACGGAAGAUCUUGUGUAUCCAGCACACUCUCCUCAUCUCGAGGGAGCACCAGGUCGAGGCAAUUUGAACGUUGCCCUUCCCUAACACGUGUUCCGAGAGUUACAUUCUGGAAAAGUAGCUUUUCUGCUGCCAUUUCAAGCAAAUGUUGUCCGAGUGUGUUCGAUGGACCCGAAACCGUCUAAGCUUGUCAGUCGAUAUUGGGGACGCUAAAGUCCCCGACAAUAAGGACGUCUCUGUUCGAGCAGGUCUUGUUCAGUUCCCUUAGGAGAAGGCUAUUGUGUUCGGAAAUCUAGCUUGGGGGACGAUACACAACUGCAAACGCCAGCCGCCUGGCGUAAUUAGUGGAGAUAGUUAAAGAUAAGAAUUCCAUUUCCGCCGUUGUUGUUGAAUUAUGCUCAGGGACCGCGGUUAGGUUUUAGCUAACAUAGACAGCGACCCCUGCUCCUCGGCUUCUCCUGUGUCUUCUGAACAGUUGGUAGCCUCUGAGGGAUACCCCAUGAUCUCCAAUAGCUUCAGAAAGCCAUGUUUCUAUCAAGGCAAUGAUAUCUGGCGUGUGCUCGUCGAUCAGAGUCCUGAGUUUAUCCAUCUUGUUAAACCGGCACUGCACAUUCGAAUACAGCACCUAUAGUGUCCGUCUUCUCGGGAGGAACUGGCCCUGAUUACAAAGGGGGUUAGCCACAGGAACGAUCGUUCGAUCUGUAUUAUCUUGCCUUCCUUUAGUUUCAAUCCCUUCUCCCCCUCUUCUGUCCUUCUUUUCAGUUCUGUCCACAGCUCCCUCAUCUUGUGUCUUUCUGUCGGUUCGUAAACCGGCUGAAAAAACACUUUCUUAUGCGAAUGCCAUCCUCCCUUCUAGGAGAUGUGAGGCCUGGGCUUCAUUUGCAAUAAUAAUUGUAAGAGGCCUUGGUAAUGCACGCGACGCAUCUGCGCUUCCUAAACGGCAAGCUUUGUGCACGGUAACACAUUCUCCGUCCUGAAGGACGGCAUUUGAAUAUGUUUGAAAAAGCUUGAGGUCGUGUUCGAUUCUUUCUUUUGCAGUCGAAGAAUUGGACUCAGGAGCUCCCUUUAUGACGAUGUUUCGUUUUCGGUAGAGAUGCCUAUUUGGAACAGAGCCCAUACGUUUAUUUUUACACGCCCGUUCAGAAUUUCGCCAAUUUCCGUUGUCAUCGUUUGACUCAGAGACAGCUGUGAUGGCGUAGCUACCACAGGGUUCCUCACCUACCGAUUCUUCUUGGUCGUGCGAUACAUCCUUCGGCAGUGUGGUAUUUGCUGGCAUUGUGUAUGGACUCUGCUCUCUCAUACGGACAGUCUGACUAGCUUUUUCUUUUAGGGAUGCCCCGGGGACCUCAGAUCGUCCAGUCGGCAGAAAUCACGGGAAAAGCAAAUCCGUCGGAGCUCGAAAAUUUCAAACCGAAUACGAAAGGCGCGUCUUUAAGUAGUAUGCUAAUAGUUUCCGCGAACUCAUUGAAGGACGCUUCUGCUUCGUUCCGUCCCAACAACCAGUCCUAAUUUGUAACUCCAUGAAACCUCGCUCAGUGCGUCAGCCACGUCCCGGUAACCUCCCUUGACUGGCGGGUUAAAUCGAUUUAAGGCGUGUGUGUCUUCUCACCCCAAUCCCUAAUUUCGCUCCGCACCCCAAGCACGGAUGUCCUACGGAGAGGGCCACAUACGAUCCCGCGUGUGGCUCAAGUUUCUCCGGGUCGUCUUUGCACUAAAGAAAAGUCGUGAUCCCUGACAGACUUAUGGAUUCGCCUGGGUUGACUGAAUAACCCAUUUAGGGGAUCAGUGCUUACUCUCUGACAGGAGGGACGGCUAGAAAUGGUGCCUUGAAAUGCUACUUUAGACCGCGCCGUCGGUAAGCUGAAGGUGGCUUUUAGAGGCAAAAGCAAAAUAACAACAGGUAGAGGUCACCGUCCCCAUUCUCGUCCCCGUCCUCACAGGCUGUUAGAGUGAGAUUGCUCAUUCUGACAGCCCGUAAUGCUCGUUUCCUUUUAGCUAAUCCAAUGGCAAGCCGCCCGGAAGGAGUGACGCUCUGGUUGCCGCGAACCUAACUUCUACAAUGUGAACCUCACUGUUCUCAGUGAGACUCGAUUCUCCGAAGAGGGUUGGCUGGAGGAGGUGAAUGCAGGUCACAACUCCUGGACCGACCAUCUAAAUACAGAGUAACUAGACGAUGGCGUCGUCUUUGCCACUGGAAUAGUGUCGUGGGGAAACUGUCUCAUCUGUCACAGGACAUCAACGACUGCCCCAUAACUCUGCGCCUGCCUAUUCUGGGAACCAGGUUUGUCACCGUCGUCAGGCUCUACGCCCUCUACUGACCAAAUAUCACGAGGUAAAGAACAGGUUUUAUAGAUAACUGGGGGCCCUCCUAUCGAAUUUGCCGAACUCACGCAAAUCAAUUGUUUUUGGCGACCCUAAUGGCAGAGUCUACACAAACCAUUCAGCCUAGGAGAGCCCGCAAAUACAACGGCUUUCCCGUCAUACAGCCCUGCGAGAAAUACAAUAUUCCUCCUGGCCAUUACCUUCCUUCGCCUUGUGACAGCGAAAAAGGCAACAUCAGUAGUAGUUCAAGGACGAUGACGAAGAAAUUGGCAAUCUGCUCCCUGAGAAGUAUAGGUUACAUAAGACUUGUGCCAGCCGCAAAACCAACGCAAGCGCGACGGAAUUAUUUCGAGCCUGUAAUAACACUUACUGCGAGAGAUCCGAUGUGCAUGUGUUGGUCGAACUGCUAAAGAAACACCAGGACAUGCGGACCACAGCGGAAUGAAGAAUCUCUUCUCGUUAAUCAAGAAAGUCUACGGCCCCAACGAAAAGGAAGCCCGCCGUUGCUCGCAAGUUCUAAUGUGUUUGAUGGAGCACCUCAGAAGCGCCCUUAAUCGAUCGUGUACGAUCACCAAAGCUGCCGUCAACAGGCUCCCUCAAUUGAAGUACAAUGCCAGCCUCCCACCGUCGCCGCAAUAGACCAUUAUGACCGUACAUCAGACAGUUAGCGACAAAGUACCAGGGUCCGAGCCAAUUUCAUCUGGAAUCCACAAGUGUGUCUGCCUUCAGACUAGACAAGCUGACUGUACUUUUUGAAGAGACAAUCUGACAGGGACGAGUUCCACACUAAUUCAAAGGCGUGAUAAUCGUCCAUCCCUACAAUGGAAAGGGGCGCUUAAAACUCCAUGAAAUGCGCAGGGCAGUUAUCAUUCUCAGUAUCCCAAGUAAAACCUGCGUCCGCAUGCUCCUCAACCAACUGGAUAAAAAACGUCUCCCUGAGAGCCAAUACGGAUUCCGAUGACACCGCGAAACCACCGACAUGAUCGUAGCCACCCGCCAUAUCUGCAAAAGUUCUGACUGAGUUCACAGACCAUAUGACCUUCCAGCUCUCCAAGAUAUUCAACAGUCCAAUGAAGGCGGAGGCCGUACCUGCUGAUUAGAGGCUUACCAACAUAAGCCCCAAGCAUAAAGGUGGGGAAGAACCUCACCAAAGAGUUCUAGAUCAGUGAGUCUCACAAGCAUCUGUUUUAAACUAAUGGUGAAACCGGAACAAAUGAGAUAUAUUGAGGACAAAAAUUGGUAACAAUCGGAAUAUGGCACACAACAAAUCCGUUAUCUAGAAAUAAUAACUUUAACAGGGGAAUCAAACGCCAUCAAGCUAUAUCAGCGGUUGCAGGCCUGCUUUCACGCAAUACUUACAUUUUCCCUGACGGCCUAACAUGGGCUGACCGAACGAAUAUCGCAGGAGGUUACAUGGACGAUGGUCGCUGUUACCUAACCUUCCCCAUCCUUGCACACGUUCACCUGAAUAUACGGCAUACAUUAGCAUUAUGGCAGUUUAUUACAAAACAACAUCUCUUUUGAAUUGGAUAAGUCAGCACAAUAUGGGACAGGAACAGUUCCCAGGCAUCUGUCAAAGACAUGGCAUUGAGGACAAACCAAAGAAGAUACUGUACUUCGUCUAUGUUAGCCCACGCCCACACAGCUCGACCACAUACAGGACCUUCCUCGUGGAGUUUCCUUUUCAGUCUACUCCAGUAUGCCUCAAUGACAUUGGUGUGCCGUCCGGUGUUAGGGUCCUUGAAGUGCUUUGAGUGGUUAACAGAGAAAUGUAGAUAACCUUCUGAUGGAAGACGAUUAUACACCAUCCACUCGUCCGUUACCUCUAUAUUGCCUUUGGCGACCCAUGUUUUAAUAACGGAACGGUGACCGGCCCUACUUCGAUCAUUCGCCUGUUCAAAUAAGGCUUUCUGUAGGCUAGUAUCGUACAUCCCGACCAGCCACCACACAUAAAACCCAUAAUAUCACCUGCACCGUAAGACAGGCUGCUUUGGUUAGGCGGAUUUUUUGGGUGCCAUCUCCCGAUUGUUACCCAAAAAUUUGCCCAGUACGUAUCAACACGGAUUUAGAAUCGGAUCAAUCUUGUCUCAACAACCUGCUCACAUCAAUAGAAUGCUGGAUGAAAUCUUUAGAAAUGUGUUUUCCAGUUGAUGCGGUACAUAUUGACUUCAGCAAAGUCUUUGAUGGGGUUCUACACUGACGGCUGAUAUCUGAACUGUGUCAAACUGGUGUGGCUAGCAACCUACUCAAAAGGACGCCGACAUUUUCACAGGCAGACGUCAGUGGAUUUGUAUUGAUGACGCCAAAUCCGAGUGGGAAACCGUUCACAGCACGGUUCCGCAUGGGAGCGUCCUGGGUCCCAUUUUGUUUUUGAUAUGUUUGAACGAUUAGAUCGCAGUUGGCAGCCAGGAAUGGGGAGGCGGACAGCAUGAUUCCUGUCGCACGGGAAUGAUGGAAAGGGGGUUAUAUGGGUGGGGUAAAUGGAAGGGCUGGUGGAGGAACGCUGGAGUUUCUGGGUAAAAUUAAACUUACCAGGGCAAGUGCUGGGAAGUUUUAAGUAAGUGGAAUAAUGGCCGAAAUUUGAACCCUAACAUUAACCCUAACAUCCAACCCUGACCACAACUGUAAACCAUAAUCCUAAACCUCAAAACUGAAAAUUAAACGAAAUCCUUAAACCCAACGCCAACCAAAAACCUAGCCAUAAGCCUAAACUUAACCUUGACCCUAACCUUAACUCUAACACUAAAUUUAACCCUAACCCUAACCUCAAGCCCCAACCUAACCCUAACCCUAACCAUAAGCCUAACCCUAACCUUAAACCUUACCCUUACCUUCAGCCUUACCCUAACUUUAACCCUGACCUUAACCUUAACCUUAACUUUAACAGGAACCCUCACGAGAACCUAAAUCCUAACCCUAACACUGAAACCUGACCCUUAAACGCAAACCCUAAUACUAAAGCUUUAAUUACGCCUAACCCUUACCCUCACUAAACCCAACAGCCUGACCAAAACGGGCGACCUGCCUAACUCAGUAAGAGCACGCCUACUGAUAACAAGUACGUACGUCGACAGUAUCAACGUAUAAUGUCUGGCUACCAACUGCGAUCUUACCGUUUGAACGACCCGCGGGAAGUAACGUUCGCUAGCGAUCAGAGGAAAUGAAAUUCGAUAAAAAGAUCAGAAGAUACGCCGAACUUGCAAAGAUACUUGGACGCAUUUCAGCAGUGGUGUGAUGGGUGGCUCCCUAACCUCAAUUUCAACAAAUGUCAAAUCAUUCGACCACGGCCUCGUUACAGAAACAUGAUGAGAUUUGAAUAACAGUGUUUCAUCGGAGGUCAUCAAUCCGAGCCAGCAAAUGAGUUAAGGUGCCCAGGUCUGUGGAUGACGUCCGCUCUCAAGCUUUCGAUUUAUUGCGCCAAGAUAGCAAAGAAGGCUAUGUGUACCCUGAAACAGCUUAGAAGAUGCCUCCUCAACUUUGACGGAGAGCUUCUUUAUUCGAGGACUCGGAACAUUUAUCCGACUGAUGUUUAAAUGCUGCGUGCAGGCGUGGCGCCAUUGGAUGAGACAUGGCUAAACACUUACGAAAAAUGUCUAGCAGAGGGCGACCAAAUUAUUGAGCUAAGUGAUGUACCUGCCUUAUGAGGGACGACAAGUAAAGCAUAGAAUUUUCCUCUGUUCUCCAUAACACCUCCAGUUUUUAAAAGUCUGACCUCUUACCUCUACUCCCUCGUGCCUAACGCCAGUUUCUUCGGUGACUGCGCUGUUCUGUGGCAUUUAAGAACGGCGGGUGGUGUCGGUCGGUGGAGUCGGAAUGCCAAAAUUAUCACACAGCAGAUCGAGUGCCUCUUGGCCGUCUGUGGUAAAUUUAUGUCUGAGCUGGUUCGUACGCUUUUUGAUUUUUUUAGCUGCUGUCAGUACACCGACCACAAUGACUCUGGAAUUCCGUAUUAUGCCCUCAACCCAAGCCUUAUCUCUGUCUUUGUCAUUGCAAGCAAACAUCUCAUCUCUUUCCCGAAAGUGGUGUUGUGUAGUUUGGGAACCUCAGAAUUCUGGUUUUAGGUAAUUCGGUCGUACAUCCAAAAACACUCAACGGGUGUUUAGACGCCAAGAUUGCUUUCCGGAUUUACGAUACAGACAGAAAGUAACGUGUUGAGGUAGUUCAUUUUAGUGCCUGCGCUACACAUCUCAUUAGGUACCUUCAUGAAGGCAUCAACGAGACGCUUUGCUCGGGCGUUAACUUAGGGAUGAAGUGGGACGACGUCAGAUAUCGAUCCCCUAUCUCUGGCACAACUGCUGUAAUAAUGUCAACUUGGUGCUGUUAUCCGUCGCAAGCUCCGUGAGGAUGCCAUAUCUUAAAAUUAGUCCUUCGCUUUCCUGGCUUCGAUAUCCGCGCUGGCUGCCACUACAUCGGAGACUUCCAGCCACUUCGACCAUGUGCCGACAACUAUAAGAGGCCUUCCCUUGAAGAAUCGUCCAGCAAGCACGGGCGAUAUUUUUUGUGAGUUCUUGAGCUUACACCCAUAUGGGAUGCAGUUUCAAAUGAAAGAUCUCAAGGUGCCAUCCACUUCCGCCAACAUACACACCUUGGGACCAGUUGUUUCAUGCGGGUCGUGCCCUGAUGUCCUGUAUGCAGAUCCCGCAAAAUUUGUUGUGAAUAUUUGCUUGAAAUCAUCACCCUGCCAUCAUACAGUCUCCCGUAAUAUACAAACGUUCUUUCUUUUUUCUGAUGCGUUUUACAGAUGCGUGUACUUUAUCUUUGCCAGGGCAUCCAUUAUAAAUUAUUUCCUUUACCUGGCGCAAUAAUAAGUCUGCUGUAGUGGUGUCCCGAUGUGCUCGGCUGGGAGUGGCAACCGUCGUCGUCACCUUAUGUCUGCGUGCUUGCGAUCACCACGCCUUCUUGAUUUGCGUCGCUCGCGCUCAGUCAGGAUAAGGCGUCCGGAGCUGCGAACUUCUGAUUGGGGAUAUACUGGCUUGUGAAGUCGCAGCUUAGGAGGAUAGUAUUCCGUCGUUGUAUCCUCUCCUCGUUUUGGAUUACAUUCAAUUUCAGAUCGGCCUUUAAAUGUUGCUUACUACUUCAUGAUUUUCAAUAUUUUCACUCGAUCGUCUAUAAAAACAGAUUCCGAAUUACCUGUCUGUUAAUAACUUUGAAGUAAGAUUAUUCUUGACGGCACUUACCGAAUUAGUGAGCGUUCCGGCGCGCCUUUUCACGAAGAUGGUCUUUUGGGUCACAUUUUAAGACUCAUUCAAACAUCACACUUCAUUUUCGAGAAAAAUGGCUGUCCACAACGAAAGUCAGCAACGCAUAUGCCUUUGAUUAAUAAGAAAACUUUCCCUUCAAAGUUACCUCUUUAAGAAGUGCUUUAUUACUGCAUUUUGUUGGCCGAUCUCUGUGUGCUUUGCACAUUUGUCCGGUGAGGCCAUUUAAAAAGUUGACACUUUUGACUGCUUUUUUCACGUCCCUAAACAAUACUAAUAUUUUUCCGCCGUAGACGUAAGAACAUACCUUUUUCUAUACCUUGGGUUUUGUUGUUUUGCAUGCCAAUUUAACGAUAUUUCUUUUGAAUUCCGUGCAUCGAUUUAAAAUAAGCCCAACGUUAACAACGAAAGCUACUUGCACUUUUAUACGAUAAACAUUCGGUCCAGUUCGUGUAGUUCAAACAAAAUUAUUGGAAUUUGUAUGGUAAUUGAAGUCGGGUCAUCGGUAGGCUUAACGCUACUUGUAGCUCCCGCCAACAAUAUUGGCCUGCAUAUGAAAAUUUUAUUUUGUAGCUCAGCAUUGCUUAGCAUGAAACGUAAUAUUUCUAUGUACUAUGUUCGGCACUGAGGAUACAUGUCAGUCCUUCAACCAAGGCAAUACUUGACGAGCUCAAAGGAUACAAACUAGAAUACCGUAGUAAGGAAACUCUGAAGGGUCGAGGCGACGUGGACACGUAUUGGCGAGAGGGCAAAAGGGCCCCUUGAAAGUGACGGGUUAGUAUUGCCGAAUUUUCGUUGACAAACGACUAAGGAACUGGCAAUUGUAAAUUACUAGAGAAAGCACGAACUGUAGGAGAAAAAUAGGAAAUCGGUGAUGGCAUAAUAAGAUGUACAACAGAAAAAUUACGGUGAAAAUUCGAAUUGGCUCGCUGGAAACAAAUAUUAAAAAGGGAACUUUGAAAUAUAUGUUCCAGAAUAACGAUAAUUGUAACGUCGAACGUGACGCGAUCCAACAACGGCUUACUCACGAUUUUCCCCCAUGCACUGUGACUUUUCCGUGUCAGACCGACUUCACGUGGGAUUGGACUCAUUUGUUUGCGUAAUUUAAGUCCUUUCUAGCGUAGGACAUAAGAGUUCUACAACAACAAUGCCCAAUAUACAGAUAACUAGUAUCGUGAAGAUAGGAGGUUAGCAUGCUAGUGCAAAUCCGCAAUUCAACACAGUUUUUUACCUUUUAACUUCUGAUAUAUAUAUAACUAUAUAUGUACAUUGAAAGGGAGAGAGGAAGCUAAUUUAUUGGCUAGGGAAGGCCAUGCUGGCUUCACCCCUUAGUAGUACAGUUAAUAGUACACAUUUGGUGUGGAAUAUAUAGACAAACCCAACGGACGACGUCGUGUAUAGGUAUUUUUGCCGGUAAGGCUAACGCCAAAUCAAACUCAAGCCUGCUUUGACCCUAUAAAUAGAAAACGAUUGGCCCAAGAAACCAGGAUAACCGCAAUCAUUAUCGAAAUAUCGCGUGAAUUUUACCUGCCUAAAAUAGAGCUUGGUCGGUCUUAACGGUUUGGUUGAAAAGUGGAGCCCAUAGUUAUCCUGUCAAAUAGUUAAAUAAAAAACGACGUAAAAAGCUACCCUGAAAGGUUUUUAUGUGAGGUAAAUUCAGCAGGUGAGCUGCAUCAAAUGGAUAAUGCUGCCCGCAUAUGCAUAAGUGUCUGGUAGAGAAACCGACAUACGGGGAGGACAGAAAAACAAUGGAUGUUGAUGGAAAUGUCGUAACGGUCUAAAUCGCGAGCUUGAUUCUGAGGAGGUAAAGGGAAUAUUUGGAAAUCAACGUUAACUAACCAGUUCUAGCCAAGGAGGAUAGUAUUCGUUUUCCUACAGCAAGGAGACGAUCUGAUUGUCAUGAUGCCUCGUCUCUGGCAUAAGUGGUUUUCAAUGCUGCCCAUCGCUAUGGUUGCUAAGCAAAAUUUGUGGAGGUAAAAGUCAUUUGAGGGAGUGCAGUACAUAAUCUUACUUUCAAUUAUCAGUUGUACUACAUUUAUUAAAUACUCGUGACAUCUGUUGGGUUUAGUUAGAUAUCUUUUCGUAUCGCAUUAUGCACUGAUUGGAUGUUUAGUGGACCGCUGGAGUGUGCUUACCUGCUGAACUAUGUAUUCAAAAAUCACAACGGUAGCAGGACACCUAUCUGUAAGGGGGGGGAGUGGUAACCAGGUACAAAGAAGGCCAACCUGGCGGGUAUACUCUAAGGCAGUCCGCCAAGGUAGGAUGUGAUGGUGUUUCUUAGAAUGCUACAUUUUCACUCAAACCUGGCCGUCUGACAGAUCGCGUUGCUGUCUCAAAAUCGAACUACACUCUCCCCCACCCACCUUAUUAAGUUUCUUUGUUGGUUACUUGUACCUAAAAUUUUUAAUUAUAGACACCAGUAUAUUUUGGACUUGCUACGGAAGAUAAGCCUGUCCGCAGGAGGUCCCGCCACGAACGAGAUGGGGGAGCAGAACUAG
Molecule: messenger RNA, 23485 nt
Organism: Spirometra erinaceieuropaei
Lineage: Eukaryota; Metazoa; Platyhelminthes; Cestoda; Diphyllobothriidea; Diphyllobothriidae
Source: the annotation of a GenBank genome assembly